Messenger RNA from Plasmodium berghei ANKA, 5358 nucleotides. Its product is annotated as reticulocyte binding protein, putative. The annotation marks the transcript as partial. The record is from RefSeq and is a predicted model, not a curated record. The transcript has a single exon. Lineage: Eukaryota; Apicomplexa; Aconoidasida; Haemosporida; Plasmodiidae.
AUGUCUUUAAAUAAUCACGAAUCAAAUAACAACGAAUUGAUAACAUAUUUUAAUGAUUUAAAAGCAAAUUUAGGAAAAAAUAAAGAAAACAUGUUAUAUAAACAAUUCAAUGAAAAAGAAAAAGCUGUUGAUGAUAUUAAGAAAAAAAAUGUAGAUAUAAAUAAAAUUGUUUCAAAUAUUGAAAUAACAAUUUAUACAUCCAUUUAUAAUAUUAAUGAAGAAACAGAAAAUGAAAUUGGAAAAAAUAUAGAAUUACUAAAUACUCAAGUACUUGAAAAGGUAAAAGCAAACGUAACCAAUUUGAAUGAAAUAAAGGAAAAAUUAAAAAAUUAUGAUUUUCAUGAUUUUGGGAAAGAGGAAAAUAUUAAAUAUCCUGAUGAAAUUAACAAAAUUAAAAAUGAUAUUGAUACCUUAGACCAAAAAAUCGAUAAAAGUAUAGAGACAUUGACGGAAAUAAAAAAAAAUUCAGAGAGCCAUGUUGACGAAAUAAAAGGGCAAAUAGAUAAAUUAAAAAAAGUAACAAAUAAAACAAUAUAUAACGAGGAUCCAAAGGAAAUUGAAAAAAAAAUAGAAAAUAUAGUAGCAAAAAUAGACAAAAAAAAAAAUAUAUAUAAGGCAAUAAAUAAAUUAUUAAAUGAAAUAUCAGAAAUAGAAAAUGAUAAAACUUCGUUAGAAAAAUUAAAAGAUAUAAAUUUAUCAUAUGGACAAAGUUUAGGAAACCUGUUUUUGGAACAAAUUGAUGAAGAAAGGAAAAAGGCUGAACAUACGAUAAAAGCAAUGGAAGCAUAUAUAGAUGAUCUUGAUAAUAUAAAAAAAGAAUCACAAAAAAUAGAAAAAGAAAUGAAGAUAAAAAUGGGCAUAAAUAAGGAAAUGGAAGCACUUAAAAUAUCACAUGAUGACGACAAAAAUUAUCACACUAUUAGUAAGAAUCAUGAAAAAAGUAUUUCUGAUAUCCAUAAAAAUUCUUUAAAAAUAAUACAAGAAUUUUCUAAGGAAUCAAAUAUAGAUGAUAUUAAAAAGGAGUUACAAAAAAAUGUUUUAGAAUCCCAAAAUAAUAAUACUGAUAUUAAUCAAUAUUUAAGAAAAGUUGAGAACAUAUAUAAUAUCUUAAAAUUAAAUAAAAUUAAAAAGAUUAUUGAUAAAGUAAAAGAAUAUACUAAUGAAAUUGAUAAAAAUAAUAAAAGCAUAAAUAAUGAAUUAAGUAAUUCAGAAAAAAUAAUUAAAAAAAUCGAAGAAAAUUCAAGUUUAAAAGAAUGUCAAUCGAAAAUAGAGUCAACCAUAGAUGAUAAAGAUAUUGAUGGGUGUAUAAAGAAUAUUACAGAUUUAAAAACUUAUAUUUUAAACGAAGAAAAUAACAUCAACACUUAUUUUAAAAAUGCCGAAGAGUAUAAUAAAAAUGUAUUAUUAAACUUUAAUAAUAUAGAAAUGGCGGAUACUAAAUCACAAUAUAUAUUAAACAUUAAAAAAAAUAAUGGCACUAAUAGCAAUGAUUAUAAUAUCAAUGAAUUGAAAGAACACAAGAAUAAGUCUAAUGGUUAUAAAGAUGAGGCUGAUAAAAAUACAAAAGCAAUCAAAAAAAAUAAGGAAUUAUUUGAAAAAUAUAAACAAGAUGUAACUGUGCUUUUAAAUAAAUAUUCUGCAUUAGCAUUAAAAAAUAAAUUUGAUAAAACAAAAACAGAUUCAGAACAAAUCAUAAAGGAAAUAAAAGAGACACACAAAAAUUGUAUAUCGCAAUCAGGCAAAUCUGAACAAAAAAUGAAUGAAAUAAAAAACGAACAAUUUCAUAUUGAAGAUGAAGUCGCUAACAAUGAUAAAUCUAAUAAAGCAAUAACAGAUAUUAAAAUAUCCGUAGAGCCAUUCGAAACAAAAUUCUUAAAAAUAAAUGAUAUAAGAAAAAAAUCAGAUGGUUGUUUAAAAGAGACCGAAAAUAUAGAGAAACAAAUAUCAAAUUUAUCUAUAGAUAGUCAAGAAACAAAACUAAAAGAGAACGGGGAUAAAUUAAAUACCCUUGAGAAACUUUUCGAAUCUCUCAAAAACCAAAAAAAAAAUAUUGAAGACCAAAAAAAAGAAUUAGAUGAAGUUAAUUCCAAAAUUGAAAAAAUAGAAAGCGAUGUAAACCAGCAUAAAAAAAAUUACGAGAUUGGAAUUGUAGAAAAAAUAAAUGAAAUCACCAAAGAAAAUAAAAACCAAAUUGAAUCAACAAAAGAAUUAAUAAAACCAACAAUAGAGAAUCUAAUAUCUUCUUUUAACACUAAUGAUUUAGAAGGUAUUGACACUAAUGAAAACUUGGAAAAAUAUAAUAAAGAAAUGAAUAACAUAUAUGAAGAAUAUAUUAAAUCAUACAAUCUAAUAACAGAUUAUUUAGAAACGGUUUCAAAAGAAUCCAUAACAUAUAAUCAAAUUAAAAAUACACGAAUCACCGCACAAAGUGAACUCUUAAAAAAUAUAGAAAAUGUAAAUAAAGCCAAAUCCUAUUUAGAUUAUAUAAAAGGAAAUGAAUUUGAUAGAAUAGUCACAUAUUUUAAAAACAAAUUAAAUACAGUGAAUGAUAAGUUUAAAAACGAAUAUUUAAAAGUUAACGAAGGGUUUGAUAAUAUUUCAAACUCUAUUAAUAAUGUUAAAAAUUCAACUGAUGAAAAUUCAUUAUUAGAUAUACUAAACCAAACAAAAGAAAUAUAUGCAAAUAUUGUCAGUAAAAAAUAUUAUAGUUAUAAAUAUGAGGCAGAAAACAUAUUUAGAAAUAUUUCUAAAUUAGCAAAUUCUUUAAAUAUUCAAAUAAAAAACAGCUCUGGGAUAGAUUUACUUGAAAACAUUAAUAUAGCUAUAUUACCUUACUUGGAUUCCCAAAAAGAAGAUACGCUAACCUUUAUUCCAUCUCCCCAAAACAUAUCAGAAACAUAUACAAAAAUAAACGAUUCUUACAAUAUUCUUCUUGAUAUAUUAAAAAAAAGUCAAGAAUUGCAUAAAAAAGAACAACAAGCAUUAAACCUUAUACUCGAAAACCGACGUUUAUAUGAAAAAGUCCAAGCAACCAAUGAGUUAAAAGACACAUUAAGUGAUUUAAAAAAUAAAAAAGAACAAAUAUUAAAUGAAGUUAAACUACUUUUGCAUAAAUCUAACGAAUUAAACAAAUUAUCAUGUAACUCUCAAAAUUAUGAUACCAUUUUAGAAUCGUCAAAGUAUGAUCAAAUCAAAGAAAAAAGCAAUAAUUAUAAACAGGAAAAAGAAAAACUUGGGAUAGAUUUUGAUGUAACAGCUAUGGAAGAAAAAUUUAAUAAUGAUAUUAAAGAUAUAGAAGAGUUAGAAAAUAAUUACAAUUCUUCAGAGGAAAAUAGUUACAAUUCUUCAGAGGAAAAUAAUUACAAUUCUUUAGAGGAAAAUAAUUACGAUUCUUCAGAGGAAAAUAAUAAUAUUUUACAAUCUAAAAAAAAACUAAAAGAACUAACUAACGCAUUUAAUACUGAAAUAAAAAAAAUUGAGGAUAAAAUAAUAGAAAAAAAUGAUUUAAUUAAUAAAUUAAUAGAAAUGAGAAAGGAAUGCCUACUUUUUACAUAUACAACAUUAGUUGAGACUCUUAAAAUCAAAAUAACUGAUUACUCAGAAUUUAUAACAUCUGCAACGAAAUUUUCAAAAGAAUUUUUAAAAUACAUUGAUGAUACUUCCAAUACUUUAAAUGAUGACAUAGACGCAUUGCAAAUAAAAUAUAAUUUAAAUCAAACAAACAAAUAUGUAAAAAGUAUGUUUGCAGAUGCAACUAAUGAUAAUAAUAAUUUAAUAGAAAAGGAAAAGGAAGCAACUAAGACAAUCAACAAUUUGACCGACCUAUUUACAAUAGAUUCAAAUAAUAUCGAUGCCGAUACAUUACACAAUAAUAAAAUACAAAUGCUUUAUUUCAAUUCUGAACUUCAUAAAUCAAUUGAAUCCAUAAAACAACUUUAUAAAAAAAUGCAUGUCUUUAAAUUAUUAAAUAUAGGUCACAUUAAUGAAAAAUAUUUUGAUAUAUCCAAACAAUUUGAUAAUAUUUUACAGCUGCAGGAAAAUCAAUUAACAGAAAAUUUAAAUAGUUUAAAGAAAAUUGGUCAAAACAUUUCUGAUAAAAAAGAUCAAUUCCUUCAUGCACUAAGUGAAACUCCAAUUCCCAACUUCAAUACACUUAAAGAGAUAUAUCAUGAUAUUGUUAAUUAUGAAAGUCAUAUAGAUGAAAUAAAAAAUAUUAGUAAUAAAGAAAACGAAAAUAUAAUCUUAUAUAUAGACACAAUUACCAAAUUAAAGGAAAAAGUCCAAAGCAUUUUAAAUUUUGUUACAACUUAUGAAAAUGAUAAUAAUAUAAUCAAACAACAUAUCCAAGACAAUGAUGAAGAUAAUGUAUCAAAAAUUAAAGAAACUUUAAAAACCACAAUUCAAUCAUUUCAGGAAAUUCUAAAUAAAAUAGAUGAAACCAAAGCUCAAUUUUAUGGUAAUAACAAUAUAAAUAAUAUUAUAUCUACCAUAUCACAAAAUGUAAAUGAUGUUAAAAAACAUCUUUCUAAGGAUUUAACUAUAGAAAACGAACUUAUCCAAAUACAAAAGAGUUUAGAAGAUAUUAAAAAUUCUACUUAUGAAAUCAGAAGCGAACAAAUAACCAAAUAUAUCAAUACUAUAAACAAUUAUGUUGAGCAACAAACUAAACACAUCCAAAAUAAUCCAAAUAAAGACGAAAUAGACGAUAUAAUACAAAAAAUCGUCAAUUAUAAUAAAGAAUCAGAAAUAAAAUUACCCACCAUUAUAGAUAAUAAAAAUAACGUUACAUCAAUAAUUUCUCAUAUUAACAAAGUAAUUGAUUUAAUAAAAUCGGAAUAUAAUAACAAUAAUAAUGUAUCAUAUAAUGUUGCCAAAAAACAUGAAGAAGAUGCCAAUAUCAUAAUUCGUGAUUUAGAUACGAGUCAAAACAUGGUUAAUAAUUUAAUACAGAAAAAUUUUAAAAUUAUAAACGAUUUAAAAAAUAGAAAACAGGAGAUGGAAAAUCGUAAUAAUUUACAUGCUAUUAAUAGGCAACAAGAAAUAACGCAAACAGAACAUAUUAACAAUACAUAUCAUCCUCAUAUUAAUCAUACAAACAAUAUAAAUAAAAAUCACCAAUACUCAAGCUCAGAUAGAAAAAACUCUUCCAAAACAAAAGAUACAGAAAAUUCGGUUAGAUAUGCCGGAGCAAUUACACUAGGUUUAGUAGCAUACUAUGUAAUUAUAAGAACAAAAGAAAAAAAGGAUAAAGAUGAAAUGGAAUUCGAUAAAUCUACAAGUUUUUAUGAUGAAAAUGAAAAUGACCUUUUUAAAAGAGAUGAUGAAAUUAUAGAAAUAUAUAUGAAUGAAGAUUUAUGA